Lactuca saligna is the source of this 3232-nucleotide messenger RNA. NCBI's taxonomy places the organism in Eukaryota, Viridiplantae, Streptophyta, Magnoliopsida, Asterales, Asteraceae. The record is from the annotation of a GenBank genome assembly.
UUUACUUUUAUUCUUUUAUUUUUCACAUAUUUCUCCGCAGACUGCCGUCCCCAAAAGGCCAAAACUCUCACACUACAUCUCUCUCUCCUCAUUCCUCAAUCAUCGUCUUCCUUAUGUCCCCUUUAUUUCCGUAACUCCAGCGCACUUUGGCUGUUGUUCGGAUUCAUGGAUAUAUUGUUGGUUGUUUGUUUCAUGAUUCCGGCAAUGUAAGAGAUUUCGACGACCUUUAAUUUUACCAAAGGAGAGUUUGAAGCUGCAACUUACAGUUGUGGAUUUAGGUUUUUUUUGUCAAGGAAACCGGGAAUCUAUUUACUAGGUGUUUCGGAUAAGGAUUAAUUCACCAGAUCAUAUGCAGCACCUUGGAGUUGGGUUGAUUUAUUUUAGAUUUUGAUUAAUGGAGGCUAAAUUUGGGGAAAAGUCCCAUCAUUACUAUGGGCCAGUCCCAGUCGUGUCCGAUUUGAAGGCUGUCGGCAAGAGAACAAUGGAAUGGGAUUUAAAUGACUGGAAAUGGGACGCUGAUCUGUUUACCGCCACUCCAUCGGAUUACAGUAGCAGACAAUUGUUUCCCGUUACUACAUCCGAACUUCAGACAAACACAGGUGCGUCUAACAGUUCUUCAUCUUGUUCUGUCGAAAUCAAUCUGCAAAAUCAGAAAGGGAAGAGGAGGGUUAUGGUCCUUGAUGAAGAAGAGGUAUGUGGUGAAGCUGGAGCUCUAAACCUCAAACUCGGUGCUGGUGGUCAAGUAUACCCCAUAACCGAAGACGAGGUUGAGAGAUGGGAGGGGAAGACUGGGAAGAAGACCAAAGUUGCUGGAACUACAUCCAAUCGUGCAGUUUGUCAAGUAGAUGAUUGUAGAACGGAUUUAAGCAAUGCUAAGGAUUAUCAUAGAAGGCAUAAAGUUUGUGAUUUGCAUUCUAAAGCCACCAAAGCACUGGUGUUGAAUGUUAUGCAGAGGUUUUGUCAACAGUGCAGCAGGUUUCAUGUUCUUCAGGAGUUUGAUGAAGGAAAAAGAAGCUGUCGCAGGCGUCUAGCUGGACAUAAUAGAAGGAGAAGGAAGACACAUCCUGAAAAUACAGUUAAUGGUGUGUCCUUGAAUGAUGAACAUGGGAGUAGUUACUUGCUCAUUAGUCUUUUGAGAAUACUCACCAAUAUCCACUCCAAUACCUCAGAUCAAAGGAGUGAGCAAGAUUUGGUCACUCAUCUACUGAAGAAUCUUGGCAACAUCAAUGCUAGCAACUUAUCUCGAUUAAUAACUGGAUCUCAAAAUUUCACGAAUGCUUCCACAUCCAUUCCAACCCUUGAGAAGGAGGCUUCACAGCCUUUAGAAUAUGAAACAAUGGAAAAUGGAGGAGCUUUACAAAUAACUGACCCCUCAAACAACAACAUCUCAUUCCAACCUAAAUCCAGUCCUAUGGAAGCUACUGUUGGAGUUGGAAGGAUGAAAUUUAACACCAUUGACCUUAACAAUGCUUAUGAUGAUUCUCAAGAUUGCAUGGAAACCUUUGAUACCUUUGAAAAUACAGACAAUGUCCCCAUGUGGUUACGUGGGGGGGACCCACACAAAUCAAGUCCACCUCAGACAUCAGGCUCCACAGCAACACAGUCACCAUCUAGCUCCAGUGGCGAGGCACAGAGUCGUACAGACAGGAUUGUAUUCAAGCUAUUUGGAAAAGAUCCAAACGAGUUGCCUGUUCUCCUCAGAAACCAGAUUCUUGAUUGGUUGUCACAAAGUCCAAGUGAUAUUGAAGGUUAUAUCAAGCCCGGAUGCAUCAUAUUAUCUAUUUAUCUUCGAAUGGAUAAUUCCUCUUGGGAUGAGCUUUGCUAUGAUUUAAGCAGUAAUUUGAGGAAGCUUCUGGAAGCAUCUAGCGAUUCUUUUUGGAGAACAGGAUGGAUUUACACUAGGGUGUUGGAUCAUGUUGCAUUUGCAUGCGAUGGCCAGAUUGUUCUGAACACAUCUUUACCUCAUAAUAAAAACUCAACCAUUUUGAGUGUUAAACCCAUAGCAGUUUCUUUCUCUGAAACUGCUCAAUUUUCAGUCAAAGGCUUUAGCUUUUCAUGGUCAACAUCAAGGUUGACUUGUGCCCUAGAAGGCAGUUACCUUAUCCAAACAAAUUGCUCAGAUGUAAUGGACGGUGGAGAUUCGUCGAUCAGGCACGACCACCACCUCCAGUCUCUAACCUUCUCCUGCUCUAUACCUAACAUCCAUGGUAGAGGCUUCAUUGAGAUCGAGGAUGACAGUCUGAGCAGCAGUUUCUUUCCAUUUAUAGUUGCGGAAGAAGACGUGUGUUCAGAAAUCCGUACACUAGAAACCGAUAUAGAUGAUUCAAAAUUAGAAGCAAGAAAUCAAGCACUAGAUUUUAUAAAUGAAAUGGGUUGGCUUCUACAUCGAAGCCAAUUAAAAUCAAGAUUAUCAUCAUCCAUGGAUCCAAAUUCAGAUCCUUUUUCGUUUGACCGAUUCAGAUGGCUCAUAGAGUUUUCAGUUGACCAUGACUGGUGUCAUGUGGUCAACAAACUAUUGACCCUAAUCUUCAAGGGUAUAACAGUAAUAAACCACACUUCAGUUGAAACCGCCUUGAUGGACAUCGGUUUACUCCAUCGAGCUGUGAGAAGAAAUUCAAGACCCAUGGUUGACUUUCUGUUGAACUUCCGUGGGCCCGGGCCCGGGGCCGUUUUCUUUAAACCUGACGCGGUGGGGCCCGCUGGUUUGACACCUCUUCAUAUUGCAGCUGGUAAAGAUGGGUCUGAGGAUGUGCUCGAUGCAUUAACAAAUGAUCCUCAAAUGGUGGGGGUUGAAGCAUGGAGAAAAAGUCAUGACAGUAGUGGCUUAACACCUUAUGAUUACGCGUCCCUUAGAGGCCAUUACCCUUACAUUCAUUUGGUUCAAAGAAAGAUGAAUAAAAACAAGGGACAUGUGGUGGUUGAUAUUCCUUUAAAAACAAAGGUGAAGGAGGGGGCAGAAUUGUCAUUGUCAUUUAAGGGAUUUGAAAUGGAAAAGGAAAAGGAAAAGGAAAAGGCAUUGGUGUUUAAGGGAAGGUGUAAUGCGUGUGAAGGGAAGUUGGGGUAUUAUGGUGGGGUGAGAUCCUCGCUGGCGAUAUAUAAGCCAGCGAUGCUGUCCAUGGUGGCGAUUGCUGCGGUUUGUGUGUGUGUGGCGUUGCUUUUUAAGAGUUCGCCCCAAGUUAUGUUUGUGUUCCAGCCUUUUAUUUGGGAAAGGCUCAAGUAUGGGGCAAGUUAA